Molecule: messenger RNA, 2613 nt
Organism: Acanthamoeba castellanii str. Neff
Lineage: Eukaryota; Discosea; Longamoebia; Acanthamoebidae
Product: RhoGEF domain containing protein
Exons: 9
Coding region: 1-2613 (870 amino acids)
Molecular function (GO): guanyl-nucleotide exchange factor activity
Source: RefSeq, a predicted model, not a curated record
AUGCAAGGAGAGCUCUAUCCACCACAGGGCGCGGUCACACUCGAGCAGGCACUGGAGAGCGAAAGCGAAGAACGAAAGCGACGGAAGAAGAAGCCAAAGGGGAACGAUGAAGAUGACGGAAAGGUUGGAAAGAAUGAAACAGAAGGAGGGGAGGUCUCGAAGGAUAGUGCCUUGGAUGGAGAAGAUGAGGAGAAGAAGAAGAAGAGCGACGGCGAUGGAAGUAGCGGCAAGAAGAAAAAGAAGAAGAAAUCGGGCGGCGGGAGCAGCCUCGCUAACAGCAGGAAGAAGACGAAGAAGGGAAGCAAAAAGGUGAAGGAAGACGAAGAUGGAGAAGACGGCGACGGUGAAAGUGGAAGCAGCAAGAAGAAGAAGAAAAAGAAAGAGAGUAAAGAGGAAAAAAAGAAAACCAGAAAGAACUUGAAGGCCCUCGCGGCCACCCUGCCCAACCCACGCAUCGCCUCUUCAUCAUCUGCCUCCUCUACAUCUCCAUCUCCAUCGCCAUCUUCCACUACUUCGCCAUCUUCAAAUGGCUACGCAGCCUCGAAUGCCCAGUUCUCUGCGUCGUCUGGAAAAAUCAGUCUGGCAGCGAAGUCGAAAUCGAGUGAUUCGGCAUCGCGCCUUGCCGGCGCCCUGACCUGGAACGAUCUGCCCGACACGCCCAUCAAGAAGAAGAAGACCAAGUCGUCAUCAUCCAGCAUCAACAAGAAGAAGCGACAAGAUGCUGGCGGCGGCGGUUCGGACAGCGACGCGCUCAUGGCGGCCGAGGACGAUGUAGAGGAGUGGGAGCGGUCGGGCAGCGCCGACGUGGUCCUGUGCACCAUCGGCCACUUCAAGCAGCUCAGCCUGUCCGACGAGGGACGCCGCUUCGACCCCAAGGCCGGCCCUGUCGACGACGGCGGCGAUAACCAUGACGAAGUCGCUGAUGCGGUCGAUGGCAACGACGACGGCGACGAUAGCGACGUUGACGAUGAACGGCUCAAGCUGCCGCUGCCGAAGGAGAAUGACGAGAGUGGGUGCAGCAAGGACGAGCUCCGGCUGUCGCCGCGCGGUUGGGCAGACUUGUCGAUUGCUGGUAGCGGCGGCGGUGGCGGUUCGGCUCCGACCACGUCGCGCACGGCCUCGCCCGAUGCGAAGUGCGCGCAGCUGCACAAGCUGCGCUCGAUGGAGCCCACGGUCGUGUGGCGCUCGCUCCAGAAGGCGGAUCUGCUGGGCUUGGUGGCAUCGCCCGGUGCGCCGCCGGCGGAUGACGGUGGACGCUCCGAGCGCAAGAAGCGGACGGACAUGCUGUGGCAAGAGCUGAUCGACACCGAGAUCAACUACGUCAAGAACCUCAACACGAUCAUCCAGGAGUUCGUGGUCCCGCUGACGACGCUGGCCAACGAGGGCAAGGGCGCGCUGUCGCCCGGCCAGGUCGACCUCAUAUUCAGCCGAGUGACGCCGCUCCACGCCAUCCACGAGGCCCUGCUCGCCGAGUUCAGGCGAGCUGAGGCCGGCGGGUGCACGUUCUCCGAUGCAUUCCUCACAUUCAUGCCGUUCCUGAAGGUCUACUCGACCUACGUGAACAAGCACCCGUCGGCGAUCGAGCUGCUCAUUAAGCUGCAGCGAUCCAGUUCCCGCUUCCGCAAGUUCCUUGACGAGUGUAUGAACAAGACGGGCAUGGACGUUGAGUCGUUCCUCAUUCUCCCGAUCCAGCGCCUGCCGCGCUACGAGCUCAUUCUCAACGACCUGGUGCGACAAACGAUGAUGUGUUCGGCUCCGGGCGAACACGCCAAGCUGAAGAAACUGCUGGCGUCCAUCAAGGAGAUCAACACGGCGGUGGUGGAGAGCAGGAAGAGGGAGGAGAGCGCCGAGAGGAUGUACCAAAUCUACGCUAGCCUCGCGUUCCCGUCCAAGCAGAAGGAACUGGACGUGUUCGAUGAGACGAUCCGGGUGUUCGUGCGGGAGGGCAUGCUCGACGUGUGCCUGCCGCCCGACAGCAACUUUGUGCCGCGCUGCUUCAUUUUGUUCACCGACAUUCUGGUGCGCCAGCCGUCGAGCGAUGCACCCGUGAUGGAUGCGUUGAAUGGUGAAAAGCACCAGUGCGCUAACAACACCAGUGCUGUGGACAUUUGCACGGUAAAGAAGGGGUCCACGAUGAAGUUCGAGUACUUCUUCAAGCUGGCGAACAUCACCACGCAGAGCACGGGGAAGGAUCUCACCCUGCUCUUCGGCGACGAUAACGUGUUUGCGCUGGCGGAUCGCAAGAAGUCGGGUGGCGGCUCGCGAGGGUCGAGAGGUUCGCGCGGGGCCAAGGUGAACGGAGCGGCGGAGUCGGGCAACGACAAUGUGCUCUACCUCCGAGCCUCUUCCGCCGAGGAGAAGGAGGCGUGGGUCAACGAGCUCGACCAGCUCUGCGCGCGAGCGCAAGUGGCGGAGACAAAGAAGGCGCGACGAUCGAUCACCAUGCCCAACCUCAAGGACAUGCUGGAGGCCGAGAUGGAGAAGGAACGGAAGGAAGAGGAAGAGGCGGCGACGAAGCAGAGCGCCACCGAGCGAAGAAAGUCGCGACGGCUCUCCCUCCGCUUCAACAGCUCCCUGCUCCAGAGCAGAUCGAAGAGCUCGACCGGUAGCUGA